Cadophora gregata is the source of this 7040-nucleotide messenger RNA. RefSeq lists its product as uncharacterized. Gene Ontology annotation, cellular component: plasma membrane. The coding region runs from base 1607 to 6184 and encodes 1525 amino acids. Lineage: Eukaryota; Fungi; Ascomycota; Leotiomycetes; Helotiales; Ploettnerulaceae. The transcript has 11 exons. The record is from RefSeq and is a predicted model, not a curated record.
GUUCAAGUCCGGAACGUUCUGGAGACAAUAUUGAAAAUGCAGCCUCAAACCAAGCAAUAAAUUGAGUCAAUACUCACAUUCUCUUCCUGCAGUCUACAGAGCAAUGCACAUUCUGGUCCAAUUCUGCACGGGUUUGUGGUACAACAGCAAGCUGCAAGGCACCGAAGCGCACGAGCAUCCCGCCACAAAGAGAACCUACAGGUUUCAACUUCUCCCCCAAGAGCUGACGACUCUCAACUUAGACAUCCAGAGGCCAUAGCAAUUCCACCCGAACGCCUCAAAGCUUGAUUCUUACCCCUCGCAGCAAAGCCGUCGCACUGCCAGCAUGCAAUCCUCCCGUAACAUUCUGUAUUCGCAGCGCCACAAAAGCUUGGCCAGCGCACAGCUCUCCUGGCCAGAAGCAGUCUCACCAGCACCAACUUUUACCAAUGCUUUCUCUGUGAAGCUGAACCUUCCUGGGCGAUAAUUUAGUUCCUGAGCUCGUUGUCGUGGCCGAAAGCCCUGCGGCGUAAAGAAAUUAAGAGGCGUUGCAAGUUCACUUCUCGAUGGUCAGCCGUGGCGUCUUUGGUGAGAUUGCACGGCUAGCUAUGACAGAUUGGAGUCGACGCCUCACGAGAAUUUUCUCCUGGGGACACGAGGACCGCGACAAGGUCUUUCCGUGUCAAAGCAGCUUCGAGGGGAAAGUCGAUUAAGUCGUCAAGUUUGCGUUCCUUGAGCGUGUAACACUUUGGCUGCAAGAACCCGAGACUCGCUAGGUGGCUGCCAUGCAGGUUAUCAAGUCUGUUGCUUUGGGCUAGAUUUUUAAGCCUCUCGGAAUUUCUUUCGUGAUAUAUAAUUCUGGCUUGCAUUUCUACUUGGCUUCAUUUAUCGAUGGUCUGUAUGCGGCUCAUCGCCAAUUUAUAGUCAUGUCGUGGAGUGCUGCAUAGCUCCAAGCUGGAUUAUUCAGGGGCUGGACGUCCCUCCGAAUUGGCGAAUCGGGAAGCUGCUUCUGAAUAUAGAUCUUGGAAGCAUCUUCGUGCAGCCAGAAGCCUUGGUUCCUUACCUGAUCUGGCACUCAGAUCGAUCUAUCUGUGCCUUCCCUUCCUUAUCGUUACAAUGAGGCUUGCUGCAGCACCUGCAGUAGUCAUCAUUUCCUCUGCCACCGGGGAACGGCAUGGCAUAUCAAGAUUGAGCUAACCUCUUCCUCGGCACCUCCCUCCAAGUUUCCUGGGUGAACGCCUUUCAUUGUUCUUUGCCAUCUCAAUUAUCGUGGAUUUUCGUUGACUUCCAUCUCCAUCUUGCAUGUUCAGAGCGCGUACUUCGAUGUCAAGGAUUUAUCAAGCAGGUAUCCGCUGUUACUCGACAUGAUCAACAACGGUCUUCCCUUCGUCUUUACUUUCUUUGUUUGUUGUUCAAAACUCGACUCGAUACGAUUAUUAGUGACCUAAUCACAGCUUCAUCGCUCGUCCGCGUGCGUUAUGAAGUUAGCCAUACCAUCAAACAUCUAGUUGUAUCUCCAGUGAUUCAGUGUGGCAAAGCUCACCCGUCCUGGAACCACACUCGUUUUAUAACUUGAUACUCAGCAUCUCCCACAGUCAUUACCUGGUGCAGGCUACUCACACUCAUUAUGCGCUUCUCAAUACUAAUCGCCGCGUUGGCGAUGGCACGGCACUCAUUCGGGGUUGCAUCUUAUGAUGAAUACCGUGAUGCCGAUGCCUCGCAAUCCGGCUACCUACCUAAUCAUAAUAUGGAUCCGAGUAUCGUCGAUUCUUCAGCUUUUGGGCAAAUCUGGAAAGUUGCAUUCAAUCCGAAGGAACAGUUCUAUGCAAAGCCUUUGACAUACACACCACUUGCAGGAGGUCCUCAACUUCUGUUUAUGGCAUCGAGUCAAAACUGGAUCCGCACAUUGAACGCCAAAACAGGAGCUUUGGUCAACUCUCGUCAAGUCAACACCCCCUUCUUGCAGUCAGAUAUUGGGUGUGCAGAUAUUCCUAAUACCAUUGGAAUCACUGGUACACCUGUGAUCGACCCCGCUACAGAUAUUGUCUACUUCUUCGCGAAAACAUAUAUCCCUGACCUCCGCGUUCCUGGAAACACUGGAACACCAAAUGGAGUCUACUACUUCCACGCUGUCAACAUCAACACGCUUGCCGAUGUCUAUCCACCUGUACUUAUUGAUGGCUCUGUGGCAGACAACGAUCCAAGAAAAUAUUUCCAUGGCGGCGUCAUCUUACAGAGACCUUCCCUCACUCAAAUAGGAUCAGUUGUCUACGGUGCCUUUGGUGGCCACUGUGAUCUUUUCAACUACACAGGAAUAGUCCUUGGUGUCGAUAUCAAAAAGGCCAAAAUCGUCACGCAAUUUGCAGUUGAAAGUGGUCCGCUCACUGCUCAAACCAACAAUCUGCUCCAAGGUGGAGGUGGUGGAGAGGCUGGGAUAUGGAUGAGUGGGAUGUCCCCAGCAACCGAUGGCCAAAGACUCUUUGUCGUCUCUGGCAAUGGUGUCGGCCAUGAGAACUUCGGUGCCCCUGCUUCAGGCUCAAGUGGAUGUCGAACUCUGGGAGAGUCGGCUAUCGAUCUAGCAGUUGAUUCUUCGACGGGAAGAUUAGCGUUGGCUGAUUACUUCCAGCCAUACGACUACAUCAAUAUGGAUGGAAAUGAUCAGGACUUUGGCGCCGGUGGACUUGUUCUCCUCGACCCGUCAACAUUCUCUGGAGGCAGUAUCGACAAAAUAGCUGUGACUGCUGGAAAAAACGGGAAAAUCUAUAUCCUCAAUAGUAACAACCUUGGAGGAUACAAGCUUGGAGCUGGCCAGACAGACGGUAUUAUCCAGACUAUUCCCACAGGUAAAUCUGUAUUUGGUGCUGCCGGCUCUUAUCCUCUCGAAGGCGGAUAUAUCUACGUGACACCAGUUGGAUACCCCACAUACGUCUACCAACUUGGGUUUACUUCUGGAGGUGUACCGCAAUUCUCAAAAGUUGCGGAGACCAAUGAGAUAUCUGCUGGGCGAGUUGGGGUUGGUGUUCCAACAAUUACGUGUCUUGAUGGCCAACCUGGAACUGCAAUCCUCUGGAUGACUGAUCCCGACGCGGGCAUAAGAGCUUGGUAUGCUGUCCCAGAGAAUGGAGUCAUGAAAAACAUUCCAUUGCCCCAGAUUGGAGGAGCAAACAAAUUUCAGCGGCCUGCUUUUGGCGACGGUCGUGUCUACACAACAGAUGCUAAUGGCGUUCUUUAUUGUCUCGGUUCUCCCGUCAAUUUACCGCUGAACUGUACCUCGCCGGUAGACUUUGGUCAAGUCGCCCUCGGGGCUAAGGCGACUCGAGUUGUCAAUUGUACUGCAACUGCUGCCAUCACUUCUCUCAAUGGUCUCGAUAUCGAAAACGACUACUUCCGUGCAAGUAACGCAAGUCUACCAAAGGGUCCCCUUGCCGUUGGGGCGAAAUUCUCCAUUCCCGUCACUUGGGAUCUCACCAAUGUCCAAGUCACCAGCAACGACAAUGCAUCAUACAGUAAUGUUGUUCCUGGAAUUAAGAGCACUCCACUCACUCUCUUCACGACGAAUGCAGUUCCUGGUUACGCAACCGUCUUCCCAAUCUCGCUGAUAGGAACGCAAGUAUCCACAAAGCCAUUCCUUGCUGUCACUCCAUCUACCGUCGAUUUUGGUGGCAUAAUCGUGUUGGACCCCAACAGCAUUGAGCCAAACUCAGGUGUUGUUACCAUCGCCAAUAAAGGACUGAGCCCGCUCACUAUCCUUGGGUACGCUUACACGAAUGAGAAGCUACAAAAUUCGCCAAAGUAUGUGAACAGUACAGUCAAGAAUGGCAAGUGGGAUAUGGGACCAGGGUUUUCUGCUGUCACUCUUCCUGCAAUUGGAAGCAAGAUUGCAGCAAAUAAGGCCAUCUCUAUUGAUGCUGCAUUCUUUCCUACAGCAGGGACUGGGGUCUACAACACUUAUUGGCAAAUUUGGUCGGACGGUGGGUCAGUAAGCGUUACUCUCGAGGGAUCAGCAUCUACGGCACCAGUUGCGAACUUUUCGAUCAGUAAUGGUCAUGGGGGAUGGUUACCUCAGACCAAUCUACUCAUGGAUUUCGGCAAAGUUGCCCCUGGAAGCUCAUCAUCACGCGAAAUCCGUCUUUGCAAUAAUGGAGGAUCAUCUCUGCAAAUCUCCAAGAGCAAGCCUCCAUAUGGCGUGUUCCACAUUAGCGAUCCUACGAUGCUCCAUGAAUCUCAACUGAUCGCCACAGGAGCCUGUGCAUAUGGCGAGGUUCUGUUUGUCGCCAACACGGAAGAGUACAACCAACCGGACCUCACUCUCAAUAACAGCUGGACUCUCAAUGCUAAUGAUCUUACUUGGGGCGUACAUGUCAUUGAAAUCACCGGCACGGUUAUCUCUAACAAAGUUGGGCCGCUCAAUUCUACUGGGGCCACCGUGUAUCAGUAUCUUGGCUGCUUCAAAGAGAGCACUAGUGGACCACGACUGUUUCCAAAUGAGCCUCUUGGCCCAAGCGAUAGCAACAGCAAUGGAAUUUGUCAAACUGCGUGUUUUACAGCAGGCAAGUAUGCUUUCGCAGGUACAGAAUUUGGGACAGAAUGCUGGUGCGGCAAUACUCCACCUCCUUUGGCAAGUUUGGAUCCCACCGAUACACUAUGCAAUUUUGGCUGUCCAGGUGAUUCCAAUGAUCGAUGUGGAGCGACUGGCUAUGUCUCUGUCUUCUACGAUCCCACGAAAUAUGUCAAAGGAACAGACCCAAGUCUAUAUGGCCCGCAAGUCCCGAAGCAAGUUGGAAACUACGACUACUUGGGGUGUUACAGCGAGGCAACUAAUGGCCGUGCAUUGAGUGACAAGACGCCUGCUGAGCCUGCAGGUGGAUUUACUCUAGGAAGCUGCAUGACAGCGUGUCAAGGAUAUACUUACUGGGGAAUGGAAUAUGCGAACCAGUGCUAUUGCGGAAAUAUACUCGGUGCUGGUUCGGUUAAUCAAACCAGCUCGAACCCCUCAAUAAAUGGUUGUAACAUGGUCUGCAAAGGCGAUUCGCUUCAGUGGUGUGGAGGGGGAGGUCGUCUUAACCUGUACAUGCUAGACGGUAAAAAACCUGUGCCAACCAGCACCGUUAAGUCCAGCAUUACGACAAAAUCAGUAUCUACAGGUGUCUCAACAAGCUCGAAGCGUAUUUCUAGCUCUUUAAUAGCUACUGCAACGUCUGCGCCAACGCCGACCGGACCACUUACUGUCACGAAUAUUCCGGGAUGGUCCUACCUCGGCUGCUAUAGCGAAGCCACUACCGGACGUGCUUUGAACAGUCUCCUCCUCCCUAUAUCUGGUCCUAAUACUGAUGUUGAGACCUGUGGUGCAGCAUGUGUAGGUUACAACUUCUUUGGAGUCGAAUAUGGACAAGAAUGCUACUGUGGAAAUGUGAUUCGCAGCGGCAGCAUCGCCCAAGAAAGUGCCGACCCAAAGGUCAACGGAUGCUCAAUAGUGUGUGCCGCCAAUCCUCUUGAAUACUGUGGCGGUGGAGGACGUCUAAAUAUCUACCAAGCUGCCCCAAUUAGCAGCUCCGCGACUUCAGUCAUAUCAACCCGGCUUAGCUCGUCAACGGUAUCCACGAAGUCAUCGAGCAAUUCGCGAUCAUCUUCAACAAGUUCGAAGACUAGUUUUACACUGCCGACCAUCACUUCAAGGUCAUCCACAAAGACUUCUUCCAGCAGCCUGCGUCUCUCCACGCCCAGCACUAGGCAAACCUCAAGUUCGAAGGUGCCCUCCAGCUCAGUGAAGCCCAGUUCGAGUAGUUCCAAGCUGUCUACGUCAAUCACAAGCUCCUCCUCCAGUAGGUCAUCAUCUCUCAGCAGCUCCCUUUCUCGACGCUCCAGUUCGACCAGCUCGAAGGUUUCUACGGUCUCGGUCAAGACAAGUUCAGUUUCGUCCAAGUCAUCUACGACAACUGUCAAGUCCUCCUCAUCCAAGGUCACAACAUUGACUCAAAUAUCUGCUACGAGGUCUUUAUCAACGUCGAAGCUAUCUACAUCUUCCGUGACGAAAAAUAGUUUGAGAUCUGGUACAACGACUAAAUCUUCCACAGCUAGUGUCAAGUCAACAACGGCAUCAAGGAGCAGCACCACAACGUCGAAGCUCAGUUCUUCUACAACUCUUCGCUCGACGACCACUGGUAACUUUCGCAUUUCCUCACAAUUGACUAUGAACCAAGACUGAUAGAAACUUAGCCUUCUCAUCUUCCCGAACCUCGUCCAAAACUAGCUCAUCCACGAAAGUCGCAACAUCAACAGGUCCUCCUCCACUAUGGACCGGAACACCGACCCCCGGACAAAUGAGCGGCUCUUGGAAAUAUAUGGGCUGUGCCAACGAAGUCGAAGGUCGCACUUUAUCAGGAGCAGCCUAUGCAUCCGGUGACUCCAUGACGGUUGAAUCUUGUCAAGCAUUCUGUGCAGCCAACAAUUUCGCACUUGCAGGGAUCGAGUAUUCGUCAGAGUGCUACUGCCAUAACCAGCUCACCACUCCCGCGACACUUGGCUAUACUGACUGCACUAUGCCCUGUGAUGGGAAUCCUCUUGAAGUCUGCGGGGGUCCCAGCAGACUUAGUGUGUUCAACAACACUGCCUACGUCUAUCCUUCCCAUCCUAAAAGCGUCGGGCAAUACACAUAUCAAGGCUGUUACCAAGAAGCGCCUGCUGGUCGUCUACUUGAGGCGGUGAUGUACACUGAUGGGGCGAACAUGUCAGUUGAAUCAUGCGUUGCUUUCUGCCAGUCGAACAUGCCAGAUGGAACUUAUGCGGGCAUUGAAUACGCUAGCGAAUGCUACUGCGCAUCAACAAUGCCAACUACAGCUGUGCAGGCAGCAAGCACGAGUUGUAGUAUGUUAUGUAGUGGAAAUAAUAAAGAAUAUUGUGGCGCGGGAGGCUUUUUGGAUGUAUAUAAAUACCAGCCGAUACUGCUCAAGGAUAGGAGAUACGAGGAAAAGCAUCUGCAGGCAUUCUGAGUGGUCAGUAUGAAAGAAUUGCUUUUAGUGUAAUUUAGAAUAGAUCAAUAGACUAGUGGCUUAUAAUGCUGG